Peniophora sp. CBMAI 1063 is the source of this 543-nucleotide messenger RNA. NCBI's taxonomy places the organism in Eukaryota, Fungi, Basidiomycota, Agaricomycetes, Russulales, Peniophoraceae. The record is from the annotation of a GenBank genome assembly.
AUGCGCCUCAGCUAUACCACGGACAGCAUAAGCAACACUACCCUCGUCGAUGACGCGGAUCGCCCGCUGUACACGACGACGUCAAGCACCAUCGGCGGCAAGACCGAGCUGACGAAGUUCGACCAGACGCCGGACGCGGUGACUCUGGCUACGAUGCACUUGCACCAAAGCUGGGAAUCUGACACUAUCACGAUCAACGGACAGCAGCGCCUGGCGAUGGAUUACCUGAUUAAGCCUUCGCGGUGGUCACGCCGUAGAACCUUUACAUCUACUAGCGGUCGCGCAUAUGAGUGGACGCCAAAUGGAAAUGUAUGGAAGCUCUGUCUUCAAGACGGCAGAGAGGUCGGUCGCUCUCACACUCGUUCGUUGAGAUUGCCAGGGGGAAAGAAGCACAAGCCUUACCUCGAGUUCAACGACAAUCCGGACAUCUUGAACGACCUCGAUGAGCUGGUUGCGACGUUUGUAUACGUGCAGGUCAGGCGAGAGAAGGCUCGGCGAGCAGGUUCUUCAGGUGCGGCCGCUGGGGUAGCUGUGACCGUUUAG